Molecule: messenger RNA, 2616 nt
Organism: Epinephelus moara (kelp grouper)
Lineage: Eukaryota; Metazoa; Chordata; Actinopteri; Perciformes; Serranidae
Product: protein Tob1-like
Exons: 2
Coding region: 211-1437 (408 amino acids)
Biological process (GO): regulation of gene expression
Cellular component (GO): nucleus; cytoplasm
Molecular function (GO): transcription corepressor activity
Source: RefSeq, a predicted model, not a curated record
GCCCAAGUUUUAAAGGGCAGAGUUGUAAAAACUCCCAGGCUGUGGGGAGUUCGCUUGCUAGCCUGUGAAACGGAAUUUCUAAACCCCACAGAAGAAAAAUCGCCUGGAGCAUUAUAAAGACACAGCGACGGCAACUUCAUUUUGUAUCUCCUUUAGAAAGAAACACUAGGCUGUAACGAGCAAAGCGUUUGCUGGAGCGGACUCUGGCUAAUGCAAGGAGGAUCUGUUGUGAAUUUCCAUGAUCCUAAACCUCACCCUGUUGCAGGAAGGAUAUUCAUUUUGGCAACAAGCACUCAAUCAGAGUUUUUUCAUCAAACUGAUCGCUGCUGCCGUGGAGGUUUUUGCAAGACUUGGAAAAAGCAACUCUGUGACAGAAAAAGAAUCACCCUUGCCACUGAAGCAGCUAUGCAGCUUGAAAUUCAAGUAGCACUCAACUUUAUUAUUUCUUAUUUAUACAACAAACUCCCUCGACGACGUGUGAAUAUCUUCGGCGAAGAGCUCGAGAGGCAGCUGAAGAAAAAAUAUGAAGGCCACUGGUAUCCGGAUAAGCCAUACAAAGGUUCAGGGUUCAGGUGCAUCCAUGUAGGGGAGAAGGUGGACCCUGUGGUGGAGCAGGCAGCCAAAGAGAGCGGGCUGGACAUUGAAGACGUCCGGAAUAAUCUCCCUCAGGACCUUAGUGUGUGGAUCGACCCAUUUGAGGUUUCCUACCAGAUUGGGGAGAAAGGACCGGUCAAGGUGCUAUAUGUGGAUGAUAACAAUGAGAAUGGGUCAGAGCUGGACAAAGAGAUCAAGAACAGCUUUAAUCCUGAGGCCCAGGUCUUCAUGCCAAUCAGCGACCCUGUUGGGGCUUCCUCAGAGUCCAGCUCCCCAUCCCCUCCUUUCGGGCAGUCAGCUGCCGUGAGCCCCUCGUUCAUGCCACGCUCCACCCAGCCCUUAACCUUCACCACUGCCACCUUUGCUGCCACCAAAUUCGGCUCCACUAAGAUGAAGAGCAGCGGCCGAGGCAACAACAACGCCAACAGCGGCAGUAGCAGCAAGGUGGCCCGCACCUCCCCUACCAAUAACUUGGGUCUGAAUGUCAACACCCUACUGAAGCAGAAAGCCAUCUCCACCUCCAUGCACUCACUGUACGGGCUGGGUCUGGGUCAGCAGCAGCAGCAGCAGCAGCAACAACAACAACAACAACAGAAGGCCUCUGCUCUCUCCCCUAAUGCCAAGGAGUUUGUGUUCCCUAGCCUCCAGGGACAGGCCAGCCCUGGAGCCGUGUUCCCUGGGGAGAGCUCCCUGGGUCUGGGCCCCCUGCAGUACAACAAUGCCUUUGACGUAUUUGCGGCCUAUGGAAGCCUCAACGACAAGUCCCUUAUGGAUGGCCUCAAUUUCAGUCUGAGCAACAUGCAGUAUUCUAACCAGCAGUUCCAGCCAGUCAUGGCUAACUAAACUCAUCAUCAAGAUGUUAUUUAUGAAUGAUGGUGGCUCAAAGAGAAGGAAAAACAAAAACGCACACUUAGAAACUGGACUUUCAAGGAUAUAGUGUCUAGUCAGUCAAGCGCAUGUGCCCAAGGGUGUUUUUACCGUGCCCCCUUGAGUUUGUUUCUACUAAAAGCUUGUUGUACAAACACAUCCAAGCUUGGUUACUUCAAUUCAACAUGCAUCAUUGUUUUUCUUUUUCCUUUAUGCCAACCAAGCACAAAAUUUUUUACCAUGUUGAGAAAAUACUCCAAAAAAAUGUAAAAGGAAAAAAAAAAAGUACAAGCUUCAAGUUUUGGCCUCUUACAGUAUUUUACAGGUGGUAAGACAAGGCUGAUUUUUAUGAAUUGGCACUACUAAGUGGGGUUACUUGGUCUUUUUCUAAUUGUAUAAUUUAAUUUAGUACAGAGUUUGUAAGAUAUCAGAGUAUAUAUUGUUUCUAUGACAUGGUGUUGCAUUUAUAUCUUUUUACUACUCCAGUGAUCUGUGAUGGCUGCAGCAGCUUUUCCUUAUUUUUUUUUUCUUUUUUUAAAGAUAAUUGUUAAAGAAAACCAUCUUUAAAAAAAAAAAAAAAAAAAAAAACAUCAAAUAUUCUAAAGAUUGUGUACAGAGUAUUCCUUAGUGGUGGAAUUCAAGUGUAGGAAUAUUUGCUUUUUUUCUGAAAGAUGAAUUGUAUUUUCUGUUAAGAGGUAAAAAAGAUUUUGCUAUACAAUGGACAAAAUGUAAUCGUAUGAAUAUUAAUUUUGUACCUACAUUGUGCAAAAAAAAAAAAAAAAAAAAUACAUCAAAUAUUCUAAAGAUUGUGUACAGAGUAUUCCUUAGUGGUGGAAUUCAAGUGUAGGAAUAUUUGCUUUUUUUCUGAAAGAUGAAUUGUAUUUUCUGUUAAGAGGUAAAAAAGAUUUUGCUAUACAAUGGACAAAAUGUAAUCGUAUGAAUAUUAAUUUUGUACCUACAUUGUGCAAUACUUGAUAAAAAAUACGGUAUAACAAAGUAUUUUGAGUCAGUGUCUUACAUGUCAAGAGGGACUGAAAUAGUUUAUAUUGUUAAGUUUGUAUUAAAUGCUUAAAAAUUAUAUGCUUGUCUUUAUUUUUUUUAAUUUCAUAUUUGCACCCUGGUCUUUUUAAUAAAAUAAACUACAGUUGAACAUGA